AUGCCUUGGAUAGGCUUUCUGCCGGCAGAAUGUUUCGAUGAAAUAUUAAACCAUCUUCAAAAUGACCAAUCCUCUCUCUAUAGUUGUUUAUUUGUCAGUCGUUUCUGGUGCACUCGUAUUAUUCCUUUCCUUUGGAAAAAACCUUUUGCAUUACAAAGGAUGCAUGGAUUUGUUCCGUUAAUAAGAACUUAUCUUUCUUGCUUGAAUAAAGUUGAACAAUCUCAACUAAUCCCUUGUUGUAUCGAUCUUCCUCAUGAAAAUCUUUUAUUUGAAUAUGGAAAGUAUUUACAAGAUCUCUCUUAUGAAUCUUUGCAUUUAUCAGUCAGAAGUUGGUUAUAUAAUGAAAACGAAAAACACAUUUUACGUAGUCUUCAAAGAAAUAAUGAUUGUCGAAUCGGAGCUAUCAUGAGAGCACUCUUUCAAAUGUUCAUGCGACAAAGUACAAAUUUAAAAGGUUUAACUAUUGGACCUAUGUCAAUUUAUGAUAUUCCAAAUGUGUCUAUCUUCUCAUCCGCUUCGAUUGGCUUGUCUAGACUAGAUCAUUUCCAAUUUUAUAUGUAUGAUGAGAAUGAUGGUAAAAAUUUUCCAAACGUUGUUAAUCUUUUUCGCCACAUGCCUUCUUUAUGUUCUAGCCUUUUCAGGCUGGAUAUCCUUCUCGAUGUAACUUCAAAUUAUCCUGUAGAAACAAUUGAUAUUGUCAACUUAAUUAGAGCUCAACGUGCGUUAAAUGGAUUUUAUUUAUUAUACAGAGGUGAUGGAUGUCAAGAUAUUAUUUCUGCUUUACGACCUCAUGCGAACUUCUUAACUUCGUUGGUUUUUGAUUCUCUCCAAUUCUCUAAUAUUUCUCUGAAACCCUUGUCAAUUUGUGCUCAUCUGACUUCUUUCACCAUGAUUUCUUGUCAAAAUGUUACUAUUAAGCAUUGUAAUGAUUUAUGUAAAGCUCCUUUUCAUCUCAAAACUUUAACCUUGGACGAUAAUGAUAUGUCUUCAAUCGCAACAAUUUCUUUAAUC
Molecule: messenger RNA, 1011 nt
Organism: Dentiscutata heterogama
Lineage: Eukaryota; Fungi; Glomeromycota; Glomeromycetes; Diversisporales; Gigasporaceae
Source: the annotation of a GenBank genome assembly